CCUUUUUAGUGUAUUGGAGCCGAGCCUCAUUCAGGCUGCCGCACUUUGAAGAGCAGCCUGAUGGUUUCUCUGAAGCAGUGGACCUGGUUAAUCCGGAUCCAGGUGCUCAGGGUGUUGUUAAAUCCUUCAGGGAAGUGUCUUUGUUGUUGAAGUAAACAACCGGUAGGCAGGUUGAGAACGGGAGGGGAAACAGGGUGUGGCGUCGUCAAAAACCUGUGCUGCUCCCUCGCCGUUGCUUAUGAUUUCUGCAUCGGGCUGAAGCAGCACUGUGAGGUUUUCCCCUUCAUGCCUUGCAGCCUGCAACACCAACAGGGGAAGACAAACAGUGAGGAAUUUGUCAAAAGUGAUAUGAAGGAUUUGGAGGUGGCGUAACACUGACAUGCUGUAGAGCUGCAGGCAGAGACAUGUCUCGACCUUCAGGCGACAGUAAAGCCAGUGUCUCACUCACCAGCAUGUCAUGCACCACCUGAGGAUAAUCGUACACCAGCUUCCAGGAAGGUGUUACCUGAAAGUUGAUCCUUGUCUUACAACGACUGGCUGGACAGCUUGAUUGACGCUCGCUGAAACGAUGAGACGUGUUCCGAGACUCAUUGUUGUGUUCAUCAUUAGCAGUUUAGUUUUCAUCUUCUUCUACAUUAGCCUAAAAUUAGAGGCCGCCUAUAGGCCAAAGGCUGUUCUGGAAGACUUUGUGAGACAUUUCAACGACCAGGUCCAGGACAGUGUUGUGACUGUACAUUUCUCCAAGACAAAUGUCUUCUCUGUGCCUCCUGAUGUUGGCAGUGUGUCUGUUUCUGAUGGUUUCAGAACGAUCAUCCCUGUCAACAGUGCGUACUGGAACCGGCAGUUGCACUCGGUGCUCAGGCAGCUGGACAACGGGGAACACUUUCUCCAACGCAACUCCAACUGGUCCCAUUGUGAAGACACUAAUCAGGACCAACUGCAAACCAACAUUCACGACUUUUCCUCUUACCCGUACAUGUUCCAGGAGUUUGUACGUGGCAUGCACUGCAUUUCCGCUCCAAUCCUGAUCAGUCAAACCCACAAGUGCACCUCAAACAUGGAUAACCAAGACAACCAGAUCUUCUUGCUUUUUGCUGUCAAGUCAAGUCCUGAGAACUUUGUGCAGAGACAGGCGGUGCGGGAGACAUGGGGUCGAGAGGGCGUGUAUCUCAGUGGACUGAGAGUGCGCACAGUGUUUCUUCUGGGUAGCGCCGCACUGGAUGAUCCCAUCCUCAGCCCUCUGCUGUCAUUUGAAGCUAACCAGUAUGGAGAUCUCCUGCAGUGGGACUUCUUGGACUCUUUCUUGAACCUAACACUCAAAUUCAGAAUGUUUCUCCAGUGGUCACUGAAGAACUGUCCUCAUGUGUCCUUUGUCUUCAGCGGUGAUGAUGACGUAUUUGUCAACACGCCAGCAAUACUCCACUACCUGGCGUCUCUAGAUCCUUCAAAGGCCUCUCAGAUUUACAUGGGACAGGUCAUAACUCCAGCCAGCCCCCUCAGAGACCCCAAAAGCAAAUACUACAUUCCUGUGAGUUUCUACGACGGCCCGUACCCCGAAUACACAGGUGGAGGCGGAUUUGUCUUCUCAGGAUCUUUACUGCAGCCCUUGUAUUCCAUCUCACGUGUAAUUCCCUUCUACCCCAUUGACGAUGUCUACACCGGAAUGUGCGUCAAAGCACUGGGGAUUGUCCCAAAGGCACACACAGACUUUCACACAUUUGACAUCAAGAAGGAGGAUCGAGAGAAUCUUUGUGUCCAUAAAUAUCUUUUUCUGGCUCACCAGCGCACCCCACAGGAGAUAAAGAAGCUGUGGAAGGGCAUUCACAAUGGCUCUUUGAUUUGCAAAACCUAACGUACAUCAUGGACCAAUGAAGAAGCACUAAUGCAAUUUGUACUUACCUCUCAAACUCAGCACACUUUCUUGUAUGUUGCCUCCACUUUCUUCAUUGAUGAUUAUUCAAAACAUUUUUUUUCUUUUUUUGUGAGAGAGGACUGGAGAACAGUUUUACUUCUUUGCAGUAAUGCAUAUCUCAGGACUAUAGUUUGAUCAUAAUGAUAGCAGAGCAGCAUAACUACAGUUUACAUAACAAUUGUGCAUUUUGUGAUAAAAGCAUCAAAUUUGGCACACAUAUUCUAAAUGAACUGUUUAUUUUCAGAUAUGGAACCAUCUUGGAGCUGACCUCUAAUGAGCUACAGGGGUCAAUAA
Thalassophryne amazonica is the source of this 2206-nucleotide messenger RNA. RefSeq names its product UDP-GlcNAc:betaGal beta-1,3-N-acetylglucosaminyltransferase 2, like (gene b3gnt2l). NCBI's taxonomy places the organism in Eukaryota, Metazoa, Chordata, Actinopteri, Batrachoidiformes, Batrachoididae. Gene Ontology annotation, molecular function: protein N-acetylglucosaminyltransferase activity. The coding region runs from base 569 to 1852 and encodes 427 amino acids. The record is from RefSeq and is a predicted model, not a curated record. Gene Ontology annotation, cellular component: membrane. The transcript is spliced from 3 exons.